Messenger RNA from Carya illinoinensis, 2982 nucleotides. RefSeq names its product elongation factor Tu, mitochondrial. Gene Ontology annotation, biological process: mitochondrial translational elongation. Gene Ontology annotation, molecular function: GTP binding; translation elongation factor activity; GTPase activity. The record is from RefSeq and is a predicted model, not a curated record. Lineage: Eukaryota; Viridiplantae; Streptophyta; Magnoliopsida; Fagales; Juglandaceae. Gene Ontology annotation, cellular component: mitochondrion. The transcript is spliced from 12 exons.
AAAGAAGCUUAAGGCCCUUCACACCGCACACCCCUAUCAAUGUGGAAUUAAUUCUUUUCUUCUUCUAGUAGCCUAAAACUCACGUUCUGUAUCUUAUCCCAAUUUAUUUCUAAUUCUGUAUCCCCCCUCACCAGCCAUCGCUCCCUCCCGCCGGUCAAUCACCACAUUCUUCCCUCCACCACUCUCUAAAGUCGUAUCUCUUGAAGGACACAAGUUCUUAGUUGAAAACGUUUGGAAGAUCUGGGUCGAAAACAACAUGGUGUUCUUUGCAUCCUUCUCUAGAGCUUCUCUUUUGGUAAAACUUAUAAAUAGCUUUCCAAAGCUCCUGAGACAUCAAUACCAUCAUUCUUGUUUGAGAGAUCUACAUUCUUUAUAUUGUCUCAACCAUUUUAUUUUCAAUUCUUUGUUUUAAUAUUUUUUUCUGUAUUUUUUUUUUUUUUAGCAGAAAUAGCUACAAUAAGGACCUACUAAUAAGAGAUUCCUGAUUCAUCCUUAAGAGUUUCCUAACUUUCUUCUCAAGUACCUUGCUCUCUAUUUCAUUUUCCCUACUUUUUUCUUUCUUUUGAACAAGGAAAAAUCUAUUAUCUUUCUAUGACAUAUCUGCCGGAUUAUUUUGACUGUUUUAACAUGGAAAAGUCCAAGCCUUGAAGUAAGGAAGGUGAAAGUUAUUUGAUUCAAGCCACUCCUUGGACCAACUGUUUUGUGCCUAUGUUAAUUUGGGAAAAUCUUCUCACAAUGUGUAAUAAUUACAGCAUCCGUCAAUGCUACCUCUUGGACCAACUGUAUUCUACUCUUCGUUCAACAAUCAGAAAGAGUUGAGAAGAUUUAAAGAGUUGAUUUUUCUUUUCUUUUUUUUCUAAAUUUUGUUCCAUGUUCAUUACUUGAACAGUGUACCGAUUUACUUGAAGAUGGUGCAGAACAAGUGGUUGAUGAUGCCAUACAACAAAAGAGUGAUGAUUUUAGCAUUUGUGUUAUCUAAUACAUGAGUUAUUGUAUUAUAAAGUUAGUGUAUAAAGCAUACCAUCCCACAUCACUUAAUGGUAAGAUUUUAUUUGUAAGAUUCAAAUUUUAAAAUUUAUUUUUUAAAUUAAAUUAUGUCAUAUAAAUAAUUUACUAGGUGUAUUUUACAAACAUACUUAAAGAUUAGAAUUUCUAUUUUUUUAAAUAAAAUUUUUAUAAAAUUUAUUAUUAUUCAGUUAAACUUUUCAUCACAUCCAAACUCACUAAAAGCUGGGCCCUGAGGCUCGGUAGAACAAAAUUCGGCCCAUAGACAGCCUCGGCUAGAGGUUAGAGCCUGCUAAAACCCUCAAAUCGCAGAGCGGUUGCUUAAACCCCUUAAAAGCAUUUUUCUCUGUGUAUGAAGCUCCGCAUUUCUUCUUGAAUUAUAGUGCUAUUCUUGUUCUUUCACUUCCCUGCUGGUUCCCCAAUGCCCAUGGCCUCGCUCCUUCUCAGAAACCCAAACUCCAAGCGCCUCCUCCCUUUCUCCUCCCAACUCAACUGCUGCUGUGUGGGAUCAUCGGCUCACUCCUCUCUCUCCGAUUACAUAUCCAGAAAUGACCGAGUUUCAGCUCUCAAUUCCUGGUGGAGAUCCAUGGCCACCUUCACCAGAACGAAACGUCAUGUGAAUGUGGGAACUAUUGGGCACGUCGAUCAUGGGAAGACUACAUUGACUGCAGCUAUCACAAAGGUUCUAGCAGAAGAAGGGAAAGCUAAGGCUAUUGCCUUUGAUGAAAUUGACAAGGCCCCAGAAGAGAAGAAGAGAGGAAUUCCGAUUGCAAUGGCACACGUGGAGUAUGAAACAGUUAAGCGACAAUAUGCACACGUUGACUGUCCAGGACAUGCAGAUUAUGUUAAGAACAUGAUUACAGGUGCUGCACAGAUGGAUGGGGGUAUUCUUGUCGUAUCUGCCCCCGAUGGGCUGAUGCCACAGACCAAGGAGCAUAUUCUGCUUGCACGCAAGGCUGGUGUGCCAUCACUUGUUUGUUUCCUAAAUAAAGUUGAUGAUAUAGACGAUCCUGAGUUAUUGGAGCUUGUGGAAAUGGAGCUCCAUGGUAGGAUGCUUCUUAGCUUCUACAAGUUUCAUGGGGUUGAUAUCACCAUUGUUCAGGGUUCAGCUUUGUCUACCUUACAAGGUACAAAUGAAGAGAUAGGCAAAAAGGCUAUCCUGAAAUUAAUGGAAGCUGUGGAUGAUUACAUUCCUGACCCAGUACGGUAGCUUGACAAGCCUUUUCUAAUGCCUAUUGAAGAUGUAUUCUCAAUUCAGGGGCGUGGAACUGUUGCAACUGGACGCGUUGAACAAGGAACAAUUAAAGUUGGCGAGGAAGUUGAGGUUUUGGGGUUAAGGUAGAGCGGUCCUUUAAAAACCACAGUCACUGGUGUUGAAGUGUUCAAAAAAAUAUUGGACCAAAGACAAGUCGGUGACAAUGUGGGUCUUCUUCUACGUGGUCUAAAACGGGAGGAUAUCAAACGUGGUCAGUUAAUUGCCAAGCCUGGUACUGUUAAAACAUACACGAAAUUCGAGGCUGAGAUAUAUGUACUUACAAAGGAUGAAGGUGGACGCCAUACGGCCUUCUUCUCAAAUUACAUGCCUCAGUUUUAUCUGAGGGCCACAGAUAUCACUGGCAAAGUUGAAUUGCCUGAAAAUGUUAAGAUGGUUAUGCCUGGUGACAAUGUGACUGCAGUAUUUGACCUGAUUUCACCCGUUCCUCUUGAACCAGGACAAAGGUUUCCCUUGAGAGAGGGAGGUAGAACAGUUGGUGCAGGUGUAGUUUCAAAAGUAUUGAGCUGAGUUGACACUCCUUGAUUCUUCAGUUUUUUUAUUUUUUUCAUUAGCAAAGUGAGAAACAAAAAAACAUGGCUGUUAUCUCCUGGAUUUGGAUACACAUGCCAAGCGGUUGUUCCUUUCCUAGUCCACACUAGAUGAAUAUUUUCUAGUGGGAUGCAAUUGAGUAAAAUUAAAAAGGUAGUUGAUCUUUGAUUGAA